AGGAAAACUUAUUUUGAAUUUCAUCUCAAAGCCUGGUACAUUCCCACCCCCUAAUAAUCAAUCAAUACCACCAUGAGAUUCGGAUACGUUUCUAUUCUCGCCGGAUUAGUGGCAGUGGCCGUGGCAGAAUCUCAAAAUGGAGGAUGUCCUGUCAACAUCCAAGCUGCAAUGUCGUGCAUGGGCGCUCCAUGUCCGGCAAAGUGCUUGAUGGAGAAAGCCCAGGUCACGGAUAGUAAAGGGUGUUUGGACCUGGGAAAAGCAAAGGCAUUGAAGGAUCAGUGCAUGGAAGACAAAUUCAAAGGGGUGGUGGAUUGCGUGCAGCCACUAUUAAAGGAGGGCAUGUGUCAAUGUGGUGACUUUGAGCCCAUCAAGAGCGAAUGCACCAGUACAAUCAUGGAAGCUGCUGCAUAGCUUGUGUCCCGGAUUUGGAACAGAAAAUGGACAAGUUGAUAAUGGAGAUAGGAGGAUGGGUCAAGUAAACUCGGAGAUUGUUGAUCUUCC
Aspergillus caelatus is the source of this 501-nucleotide messenger RNA. RefSeq lists its product as uncharacterized. The record is from RefSeq and is a predicted model, not a curated record. The transcript has 2 exons. The coding region runs from base 73 to 411 and encodes 112 amino acids. Lineage: Eukaryota; Fungi; Ascomycota; Eurotiomycetes; Eurotiales; Aspergillaceae.